AUGGGUCGUCAACGAAGCACCGACGACGCAGAUGGUGCCGGAGAUCCCCCGGCUGCGAAGAGGCCUCGAGCCAGCGCACCACGCAACGCGUAUCCUCGCAGACGGGCCGUGACGGCCUGCCAGCUCUGCCGCAUGAGAAAGUCUAAAUGUGACAAUCAGCGUCCUUCUUGUGGAACAUGUACUUCCCUGCAAUUCCAAUGCGUCUAUCAGGAUACCUCCACAGACUUCUCCUCGUUCGACCCGGCGAGUCUUGCCAUUCUGGAUCGCGUAAACUAUGCUAUCCGACUCAUAGAACAAAACCCCAGCAGUUCACGCACUUCAUUUCCCGACACUCCGGGUGCGAGAAACGCUCCACAGGAGCCUGCGGAAAGUGCCGGCUCUGAUUUGACGCUAACGACGUCCCCCAGCGAAACGAUUUACAAGAGUACAGAAUACACAUUUUUGCUAGAAGCCCAGCAACUCCAGGCAAAAUGCGCCAGCGGCCGUGUCCUGAAAUGGCCCUCCCUUGGUGGUCUUUGUGACCCGAACGAAGUCGACAAGCUGUUCUUCAAACCGGCCCGCCCUGAAGAGGCUGUGGAGCAGGGAGUGUCGUCUAGGGGUCGUGGAAUUCGCGAGGAAGAUGUUUCUUUGCUUAUAGAGAACUUCUUGGAAAACGUCCACACAAAGAAUCCAAUCCUGGACCCUCAUGAGUUGAGAAAACUGUCUCUCCGUAUUGAGGAAGAUGGUUUUCGAUGGGAUGGACCGUCCUGCUUGAUUCUCAUCACAUGUGCCUUGGGAACAGUCUCUAGACCUUUCCGACUUGAUACUGUGGGACCACGAGGUAGGUCCCGCCUGGACGGCCGCGACUAUGUUACUGCUGAAUCAUACUACAAUGCGGCACGCAAACGAAUCGGCUUACUAGAUCCUUCGAUUAUCGCUAUUCAAUGUGCGUUCCUCGUUGGUGUUUACGAAAUGUAUACAAUGCGACCCCUACGAGCCUCACUAUCAUUCAACCGAGCCUGUACCUAUUUCCAAACCCAUCUACAAUCCUCGUCGUUCAACCAACCUAUUGAACAGUCAUCGGAGACUGUCAGAUCUCGCCUUUACUGGUCCUGCCUGAAGUCAGACUGCGAAAUGAGAGAGGAGAUUGCGUUGCCACCAACAGAAUUGGCCAAGGUAGAAUAUUCCGAUGCCUUCCCUUCUCCCCCGGAUAGUGUAUUAUAUCCAGAUGGUGGAACUCAAGCUGGAUUAACCACGACUUUGGCUACCAGCUCGGAACGCAGCUGGUACUAUUACCUAUCAGAGGUUGCAGGUCGGCGAAUAUCAAACCGCAUUACUGCCACAUUGUACCAUCUGAAUCCGGAAGAAUGGACAAAAAGGCCCAUUCAUCACCUUCAGCGCAUCACUGAGGAGCUCGAUGCUCAAACCGUUCAGUGGCUGGAGAACUUUCCUCCCAUGUUCCAAUUUGAUGGCGUCGACACUACAGAUGAAUUAUCAUAUUUCCUACACGCACGGUACCUAGAUCUCCGUGAGCGAAUUUGGAGACCCUUUUUGUAUUUGGCGGCACAUUCCAGCUCCCAGGAUCCGAAUAUGCCGAUAUAUGCGCAGAAUGCUAACCUAUGCCUGGAAAAUAUCUUUAAACACAUCCGCAAUUGCUUCAUUAGACAUCGGCAUCAUGGAUCCUGGUUUGCAGGACGCAACCUUUUUACUAAAGGUCUCCUGGUGCUUGUAGCUGCGAGGAGCCAAAACAUUGUGAUGCCACCAGAUUGGACUGCAAUGAUGGACAAUUGUAUUGCGGGAAUUACAUACUGGGAAGACGAAGCACCAGACCUGCGCGCUGCAAGACUUACCCUUCAGCAUAUUUACCAGUCCGUUAACCCGCCCGUACCAGCAUUUGGAAGCCCGAUUCAGUAA
Molecule: messenger RNA, 1893 nt
Organism: Aspergillus puulaauensis
Lineage: Eukaryota; Fungi; Ascomycota; Eurotiomycetes; Eurotiales; Aspergillaceae
Exons: 3
Coding region: 1-1893 (630 amino acids)
Biological process (GO): regulation of DNA-templated transcription
Molecular function (GO): zinc ion binding; DNA-binding transcription factor activity, RNA polymerase II-specific
Source: RefSeq, a predicted model, not a curated record